Molecule: messenger RNA, 318 nt
Organism: Lactuca saligna
Lineage: Eukaryota; Viridiplantae; Streptophyta; Magnoliopsida; Asterales; Asteraceae
Source: the annotation of a GenBank genome assembly
AUGAUAUAUUUCAAUACAAUUUCAGAAGUCAAUACGAUUUUAAGGGUCACGUAUUCAUCAUCAGAUAUUAUUGGACACAUUUUUGAGUAUGGGCAUAUGGAUACCUCAGAACAAGAUAAAUCAAAACACAAGAUGCUCUUGCAUCUUCAAGAUAUAGAGGAUACUAAGCUUAAGAUAACUUUGUGGGGUCAUAAUGCAUACUACAUGCAUGAUUUUCUUGCUAACAAUAACAGCCUUGCUCCAGUUGUUGUUAUUGUUCAAUUUGCCAGGGUCGUCCUUUUUCAUCCACCUACUUUGAUGUUAGUAGGGUUUUCAUAA